Messenger RNA from Phanerochaete carnosa HHB-10118-sp, 471 nucleotides. RefSeq lists its product as uncharacterized. The record is from RefSeq and is a predicted model, not a curated record. The transcript has 4 exons. The coding region runs from base 1 to 471 and encodes 156 amino acids. Lineage: Eukaryota; Fungi; Basidiomycota; Agaricomycetes; Polyporales; Phanerochaetaceae.
AUGCCGGCCUCAGAGAUAGACGACAUUUUCGCCGCUAGUAAAGAGGGCGCGACUGCCAAGUCAGCGCCCCAGCCGUCUACCUCCCAAGCCCCAGAGAAAGAGAAGCAGAAGAAAAAGAGUGUGAAGAAGCGCAAGCGCGGAGCGGAAGGAAAAUCUACGGCAGACGAAUCAGAGUCUGCUGAGCAGCCUGCGAAAAAGAGAGUCCCCGAGACUGUCGUGGACCCUUCCCUUCAGCUCGCUGCGUCAUUGAAAAAGCGCAGCAAGCAGCCCAAGCCCGAGCAGUUGACGGAAACCAAGAACAAACCCAAAGUCGACCGUGAGGAGGAGGAGCGCUUCAAGGACUCCAGAGGCACUGGGCCAAGGCGCAAAACGGAGGAUGGUUUUCUUAUAUUCAAAGAGGACGAGCUUGGUAUCAAUGCCGAAAGUGGAGGCACACCUCUUUGUCCGUUCGACUGUCAAUGUUGUUUUUGA